Molecule: messenger RNA, 2721 nt
Organism: Psilocybe cubensis
Lineage: Eukaryota; Fungi; Basidiomycota; Agaricomycetes; Agaricales; Agrocybaceae
Exons: 9
Coding region: 1-2721 (906 amino acids)
Biological process (GO): translation; maturation of SSU-rRNA from tricistronic rRNA transcript (SSU-rRNA, 5.8S rRNA, LSU-rRNA)
Cellular component (GO): cytosolic small ribosomal subunit; ribosome
Molecular function (GO): structural constituent of ribosome; RNA binding
Source: RefSeq, a predicted model, not a curated record
AUGGCAUCAUCAGUUAAGGCCGUCCAAACGUUCGGCAAAAAGAAAACCGCGACCGCUGUUGCUCACGCUCGCGAAGGCCGCGGACUCAUCCGUGUCAAUGGCUCCCCCAUCAACCUUGUCCAGCCUGAAGUCCUCCGUCUCAAGGUUUACGAGCCCGUUCUCGUCGCUGGCGAGGAGUCGUUCGCCCCCCUCGAUAUCCGUGUCCGUGUGAAAGGAGGAGGACACACUUCACAGGUGUAUGCCAUCCGCCAGGCCAUCGCUAAGGCCAUCGUCGCUUACUACGCCAAGUACAUCGACGCCUACAGUGCCAUGGAGUUGAAGAAGAAGUUGGUGGCUUACGACCGAACUCUGCUGAUUGCUGACCCCAGACGGAUGGAGCCCAAGAAGUUCGGUGGUCAUGGUGCCCGUGCCCGCAGACAGAAGAGUGUUAAGAUCAUUGUAAUCUCGGGAAAAGGUGUGACCGUGACACAUUCAAUGGAUGCGCCUCCUUCGUCCCAGGCGACCCAAGCGGAUGCUCCUCAGAUAUUCCGCAAUUCAGAUGGUUCCUCUCUGCCCAUCUUUACGGAGGCCGGGGGCAUAAGCGGUCGCCCCAAGUUUAUUAGACGAUUGAAAAAGUAUGGCGCAUUCAUCUGCAGCGAUCCUAAAGAAGCAGAGAUUAUCCUCGUUAAUCAAGACACAACUCAAGGACGACAAUUUAUUCGCGACUGGGGCACAGACGACACUAAGGUUGUGUUGCAUUACACUUGGGUCACUAAAUCUAUCGAGCAGGAGAGGCCUCUUCUUGCUGAUGACAAUUGGGGAGGCUGCAAAACGCGUGAUGAUGGGUUACCGAUCGGAGAGGAUGGCGUUGAAGACGAAGACAUUCGGAACUUUAAGCCGGUUGAGGUUAAAAAGCCAUCUUCUCGUGUAUCGGAUUAUGAUCGUCAUACACCCUUCUCCCAGUUGCAACAAAGUGCACGAACGUCCAUGCCACCACCCGCAGCCUCGACGUCUCCUACAGACAGUCGGUCAAUGACGCCUAUGAGUGUAUCCCAGUCGCAACUUUCCCAAGUCCCAACACCUGCUAUGGCAAUGCAAGCCAUGGCAAUGGCAAACCCCAUGGCUCAGAUGCAAUUUCCCAUGCAAAUGCCCGGUAUGGUAAACCCCAUGGUAAACCCCAUGAUGAACCAAAUGCUUUUCCAGCAAAUGUUCAAUAACAUGAUGAUGAGCGCCACGGGUGGUCAAUUUAAUGAAGAUGCAUUCAAAUUGGCCUUGGCAGACAUAGUCACCAACAAGAUGCCUGGAUCACAGUUGCAAGCUUCAACAUUUAAUCGACAAGAAACGCGUUCCCCUUCACCCGUGCCUGAACAAGCAUUGCCUUUUCCUGAAGUCCCGCGAAAAUUGUCGCACCGUCGCAUGACGAGCGAAUCAUCAGACUCGCCUCCUCUUUCUAGAAUGUUGGACAAAAAAGGUAAACAUAAAGAAGGCACUCCUCCUCCAAAGCGUCGUAAGGUGUUGGGGUCACCUUCAACCAACACAAGCAAUGAUAUGAAGGCCAAAAAGUCUGCUGGAACGACUGCAAGUUCAUCAAAGGGAAAAAUAUUCACUACAUCCGGUCGACCACUGUCUUUCUUUGUCCAAAUAGAUCUUCACAAUCGUUUCAACGUUGUAGAUGCUAUUAAGAAAAAUGGGGGUCUUAUAGAGAAAGACCACGAACUCGCGGAUUAUGUUGUCCUUUAUUCCGCCAACAAGGUACAGAAGACAUUUAACGAACUCUUGCGUGCUGCCCAGCUUGCGGGGAAGACUGCAGUCCCGUCGAAAUAUAUCUAUGAAUGUGUCGAAAAGGGAAAACUGCUUUCUCCCUCACAAUAUGAAUUCGAUAAUGUGGUGGGGGGAAAGCGGAAGAGACCAAGCACGGCUGCAGUUGUUGAUGAAUCAGAUGAUAUUGCCAGGAAAGCAGAGGAAAAACGGUUGCUUCGGAAUCAACAGCAGAAUGAACGGAGGAAGCAACGCCUUUUGGAAGUGCGGGCUCAAGCGCCGAAAGCUGCAUUGUCAGAAGUGGCGGCAAAGAAAGCUAUGCUGGCUGAAGGCUUAAGAAAAGCAGAAGAGAAGGCUGCCGCUAAGGCAAAAAUGAUGGAGGCCUCAAACUCUGCAUCCAUAUCAAAUGGUGCCAUGGAGGGUCCUCCAAGUCCUCCUGUUCCUCCAGAGCAUACACGGAGGUUAGGCGGUCAAGGCUACGCGUUUACCUUGGAAGAAAGACAGUUUGCUGCUAGAUCCUGGAAAACACAUCUUGUGAAAGACUUGGGGAAGGACAUGGAUGCAUGGCGCAAACGGGCCAGUAUAGCUUUUAGGAAAUCUCUGCGCCUGUCCCAAGUUGGCUCGUCUUCCAGCGUAGUUGAAAGUCCUAUGGAUGAAGAAUCACCACCGAGGACGAGUGUUACGCCCAUCCCCCAUGAUUUUAUCCCUUCGCAGAUUGCCCAUCCCAAUGGUCAUGUCAACCCCAGUACCCGUGAUGGAUUAACAGAGGAAGAAUUUAAAUUGCUAGAAGAGGACGACCUCAAUGUUAUCUCUCAAUUUUUUGCACAGACUGAUGACACAGAAGACGAAGAUGAGGUGUGGUCUCGAUUGGGGUCAACAUAUCCAUGCCAGACACGGAGCAAUUGGCAAGAAUUUUAUCAAGCACACUAUGAAGAAGUUCAACGGCGUUAUGCCGAGAUUAGUAGCAAGGAAAGUAAUCAUUGA